AUGUUGGUUCUCGGCACCGAGCUUGACCUCACCCAGAGCUUUUGGUCCCGCGAAAUUCAGUGGUGGUUGAACGAGCAGUCCGUUGAGUCCUUUCCUAACCAUCAAUCCAAAAUGGCUGAGAUCGACCGCGCCUACCGCAAGCAGCACCUCUUCCAGAACGCCAAGUCGAAGGGCGGCAAGAAGGUUGCCACCAAGACCCGUCGCUGGUACAAGGACGUCGGUCUCGGCUUCAAGACUCCCUUUGAGGCCAUCAACGGCACCUACAUCGACAAGAAGUGCCCCUUCACCGGCGAUGUCUCGAUCCGUGGCCGCAUCCUCUCCGGCGUUGUUCACUCGACCAAGAUGACCAACACCAUCAUUGUCCGCCGCGACUACCUCCACUUCAUCCCCAAGUACCGCCGGUACGAGAAGCGCCACAAGAACCUUGCGGCCCACCUUUCGCCCGCGUUCCGUGUUGAGGCUGGUGACAACGUCACCGUCGGCCAGUGCCGCCCCCUCUCGAAGACUGUGCGCUUCAACGUCCUCCGUGUCGCCAAGAGCAAGGCGGCCAAGGGCUUCAGCAAGUUCUAA
Cutaneotrichosporon cavernicola is the source of this 570-nucleotide messenger RNA. RefSeq lists its product as uncharacterized. The record is from RefSeq and is a predicted model, not a curated record. Bases 1 to 570 code for a protein of 189 amino acids. Gene Ontology annotation, biological process: translation. The transcript has 5 exons. Gene Ontology annotation, cellular component: cytosolic small ribosomal subunit; ribosome. NCBI's taxonomy places the organism in Eukaryota, Fungi, Basidiomycota, Tremellomycetes, Trichosporonales, Trichosporonaceae. Gene Ontology annotation, molecular function: structural constituent of ribosome.